Amblyraja radiata (thorny skate) is the source of this 4209-nucleotide messenger RNA. RefSeq names its product O-GlcNAcase (gene oga). Lineage: Eukaryota; Metazoa; Chordata; Chondrichthyes; Rajiformes; Rajidae. The coding region runs from base 188 to 3022 and encodes 944 amino acids. Gene Ontology annotation, biological process: glycoprotein metabolic process. Gene Ontology annotation, molecular function: beta-N-acetylglucosaminidase activity. The record is from RefSeq and is a predicted model, not a curated record. The transcript is spliced from 16 exons.
CCAGCGAUCCCAGGGUGCUUCAGUGGACAACAAGGGACGGAAGCGAAGGAUCGCACAGCCGCCCUGAGGAGAGGAAAAAAAACCCAGCAAGAGAAGCAACCGGCUCCGUGUCAGAAUCAUCUUCGUGCGCGGCAGAUCGGCAGUAGUCGGGGAACAGUGAGCGAGGCUCGCCGACCCUCCGGUCGCCAUGGUGCAGACGGACAAAGUGCCCCCGGGCCCCCAGGACAGCGGCAGCAACAGCGGCGGAGGAGACUGCUCCCCGCCCGCACAACCCUCCCCUGUCCCCGUCCCCGCGGCCGAUGUUGGCCUCCCCGUCCCGCCCGGCGACCCUCCGGCCACGGCCGAGCCCAGCGCCACCGACGCCCCCGAGCCCACCCCCACCUACGGCGGCCUCGACAAUCGGCCGGCGCCGCCUCGCACCGACUCUCCCGGCGGCAAGAAGUUUCUGUGCGGCGUCGUGGAAGGAUUUUAUGGGCGGCCCUGGAGCAUGGAACAGAGAAGGGAGCUCUUCAGAAGAAUGCGUCGAUGGGGAUUGAACACAUACCUAUAUGCACCAAAGGAUGAUUAUAAGCACCGAAUGUUCUGGCGAGAGAUGUAUUCUGUUGAAGAAGCAGAGCAAUUGAUGCAGCUGAUUACUGCAGCAAAAGAGCACAGUAUUGAGUUUGUCUAUGCCAUAUCACCUGGACUGGAUAUCACUUUCUCUAAUCAGAAGGAGGUUGCAACUCUUAAACGAAAAUUGGAUCAGGUGUCACAGUUUGGUUGCAAGUCUUUUGCACUGUUAUUUGAUGACAUUGACCACAACAUGUGUCCAGCAGAUAAAGAGGUCUUCAGCUCAUUUGCGCAUGCACAACUCUCAGUUACUAACGAGAUUUAUCAGUAUCUGGAAGAGCCGGAACACUUUUUAUUCUGUCCAACUGAAUACUGUGGAACAUUUUGUUACCCCAAUGUUGCCCAUUCCCCUUACCUCAAGACUGUUGGAGAGAAGCUUCUGCCUGGCAUUGACGUAUUGUGGACAGGUCCAAAAGUCGUGUCCAAAGAUAUCUCUGUGGAUUCUAUUGAAGAGGUCACCAAAAUAUUGAAGAGGUCUCCUCUCAUCUGGGACAAUCUACAUGCCAAUGAUUACGAUCAGAAACGCCUCUUCCUUGGGCCGUACAAAGGGCGGUCAACUGAGCUCAUUCCACGACUGAAAGGAGUAUUAACGAACCCCAACUGUGAAUUUGAAGGGAACUUUGUUGCCAUUCACACGCUGGCUACCUGGUACAAAUCCAACAUGAAUGGUGUGAGGAAGGAUGUCGUAAUGACUGACACGGAAGAGAACACCGUGUCCAUCCAGAUCAAACUUGAAAAUGAAGGCAGUGACGAGGAGAUAGAAAUGGAUGUCUUGUACAGCCCUCAAAUGGCUUUGAAGCUGGCCAUAACAGAAUGGAUGCAGGAAUUCGGAGUACCGCAUCAGUAUAACUGCCGAACAGUCCCUCACAGCGGCGCAAAGACAAACCCGAUUGACACGGGAGGGAUUGACACACCAUGCUUGAACUCCACUACCACAGUGACCACGGUCUACCAGCAGCCCAUCAUGAGUCAGGGAAGCCCACUGAGUGGCGAGCCAGUCUUACUGGCCAAGGAAGAGGAGGAAAAGAAACAGCAGUCCGAUGAAGAGCCAAUGGAGAUGGUAUUGGAUAAACCAGACGAGCAAGAAACCAAAAACGUUAAUCAGAUCCUUACAGACAUUGUCAAAGCCAAAAUGUCUGAGGAUCUCAAACCCAUGGAAAUGGACAAGGACAGUAUUGCUGAAUCCAAGUCUCCGGAGAUCUUUAUGCAGGAAGACACGGGAAGUGACAUGGCUCCAAUGCAGACAGAUGAGCAGUUGAACAAGGAACAGUACAUCCCAGGUCCCAACGAGAAGCCGCUCUUCGCCGCUGAGGCCAUGACUAUGGAAGACCUGAAUCUCUUGGCUGAGAUGUUCUAUCUGCCUUAUGAGCAUGGACCCAAAUCUGUUCAGAUGUUGAGGGAAUUUCAAUGGCUUCGAGCAAACAGUAGUGUUGUCAGUGUGAACUGUAAAGGGAAAGAUGCAGAAAAGAUUGAGAAAUGGCAUUUCAGAGCCACCAAGUUUGAAGAAAUGUGUCGCAGAGUAAUGCAGAUGUUUACUCGCCUGGCUAACUGUGAAAACCGAUCCAUUCUCUACGAUUUGUACCCAUACGUCUGGGACAUAAAGGGUGUUGUGGCCAUGGUGAAAUCCUUUGUCCAGUGGUUAGGGUGUCGUAGUCAAUCUUCAGCACAGUUCUUGAGUGGCGACCAAGAACCCUGGGCCUUUAGAGGUGGUCUAGCAGGAGAGUUUCAGCGUUUGUUGCCCAUUGAAGCGGCAAACGAUCUCUUCUACCAACCACCGCCACCCAUGCCGACGUCAAAAGUCUUCGCCAUCAGGCCAUACUUCCCAAAGGACGAGGCCUCGGUGUACAAGAUCUGUAAGGAAAUGUAUGAUGAUGAAAUGGAUGCCGGCUUGAUGUCUGAUCAGCCAGAUAUCAUCGGUGAUAGCUUGGUGGGUGGAUUUUUGACACUAAGCCCCGACUAUUGCUUUGUGUUGGAAGACGAGGGCAGCGUGUGUGGUUAUGCCCUCGGCAUUGUCGACGUGAACCCCUACGCCAGAAAGUGUAAAGUUUCCUGGAUACCCGCAAUGCGGGAAAAAUACAUUAAACCAGAAGCCAGUAAGGAGCUCUCCGAGGAACAGAAAAUGAUGUUGAGUUUCCACGAAGAGCAGCAAGGCCUGCCGGAAAACUUCCUCGCUUCCUUUCCCUCGCUGAUUAAAGUGGACGUGCACACGAAAGUGACAGAUCCCAGUGUCGCUAAGAGUAUGAUGGGCUGUUUGCUUUCUUCCUUAAAAGCUGACGGGUCUCGAGGAGCUUUCUGUGAAGUGAAACCCAGCGACAGGCGAGGGUUGGAGUUUUACAGCAAACUGGGCUUCCUGGAGUUGGCGAAGAUGGAGGGAUUCCCCAAGGAGAUGCUGGUGCUGGGAAGGAAUUUGUAACGUGCAGCCCCUUCAACGUAGUGUAAUUAAAGGAUGUGUAUAAUUAAAUGUAUCUAAAUUUAGCCUUAAGCUGAAUAACCUGUGUUUAAUAAUGUUUUAUAUUUUAUCUUUUUAAUUUGCAAUACACAAGGUGAACUCGACAUGGAACUUUGUGAAGUGGGUGAGCUUCCAAUGAUGCAAUAACAGUUAUUUGAUCUCCUUCCCCUUCUGACAUUUCAUCCCAGCCUUGCCUCCAAAUAUCGGGGAGUCUGAAGUUUCUCGUUUGGAAUCGGGGAACUUGGCCUCUGAGUAGGAAACUACUCGGUCCACUGCCCACGCCAUUCAAAAAGAGAGUGGUUUAGACUAUCCACUGCCUGAUUGCAGUCCUGGUGUGAGCAUGCUGUUAAAGCAGCCAUUUUGCCAUCACAAGGUGGCUGUGUUUAUAACUGACCACCCACAGGAGUAAUUGGAGUUCUUCAUCCCUGGAGCCCAGUUCAUUUUCACUAAGUGAGAUUUUAGGGCUUCAGUCGGUGAUUUUAAGAGUUUGCUUUCUGCAGCAUGUAUGCAUCUGUGAAAACUAAUGACCUUUUGAUACCUCUCUUUGAAGGCACUUUAUAAGUAGUGAAUCUCGAUCUGAAUGGUUAGUGGAAUUGCUCUCCGGAGAAAGGAAUGAAAUGUUGACAUUGGAAAUGAGCACAGCAGUACUGGACUGCAUACUGGGCCUGUCAACGUUUGUAAAGAAAGACGGGUUAAUAAUUUGGGUGGAUCAGAACGUAAUUAAAUGUACGUGAAACCGUUGCGUGUGGUGGGAGAGCUUGAUUGUACGCCAGCCCCAUGAAGCCGUCAUGCACUGGGGGGAGGGGUUACCUGCACUUACUGAAGGAAUCCAUUCCAGGUUGCUCAUCAGCAGUGUGCCAGCGUUCUCUCAGGCGUGCGCGACAGACCUGUCAGUUGCAGCUUGGUUUUGCCGCCAGUGGUGCAAACUGCUGGCCUUGGAGAGCGGACGUCCCCCGACAUCUGCUGCAGCUGGCCGUCGAUUUGAGAGAAGGCCGUGAGGCUGGGUCGAGACGGCAAUCACUGUGAACUUCCAGCAACCCAGGAAGCAAAGAGCACUUAUUACAAACUAUACAUUAUUGAAGUUCAGUGUAAACUAUUGUAGAUUGGAAGGUGCGUGUACAAUUAAAGUCAAAUGUCAAGUUCAUUUAAAA